AGAGCUAUAUUAAUUUGAGUACAUUUGCAGAACAUAAUCAAAUAAAACAAAUUCAGCUUGUCAAACGAGAGAAUAAAAAUUCACCUAGCUAAUAUCGGUUGUGUCAAAACAUGGUUUUCUACUUUAAGAGCAAUGUAGUGCAGCCGGCCGCAAUGCUGUACAUGGGCCGCGACAAACACGAAAACGAGGAGCUCAUACGCUGGGGCUGGCCGGAAGAUGUUUGGUUCCAUGUGCAAAAUCUAUCGUCGGCUCACGUUUAUCUGCGCCUGGGCAAGGGACAGACUAUUGAUGAUAUACCCACCGAUGUGCUGGUGGAUGCCGCACAGCUGUGCAAGGCCAACAGCAUACAAGGCAACAAGGUUAACAAUCUGGAAGUGGUCUACACCAUGUGGGAGAAUCUUAAGAAGACGCCGGACAUGGAGCCCGGUCAGGUGGCCUAUCACGACGAGAAGGCGGUGCGCAAGAUACGCCUGGAAAAGCGUAUCAACGAGAUUGUCAAUCGCCUGAACAAGACCAAAACCGAGGAGGAGCAUCCCGAUUUUCGGGGACAGCGCGAGGCACGCGAUGCCGCCGAUCGUCAGGAUCAGAAGCGUUUGCAGCGCGAGAAGCGCGAACAGGAAAAGGAGGCGGCCAAGCAGCGGGAACUGGAGGCCGAGCUGCGCAGCUACGCCUCGCUGCAGAAAACGGAGAACAUGCGCACCAACUACGAUGCCGGCAACGAAUCUGAUGACUUUAUGUAGUAGCGAUAGCGAUUCGCCCACAUCCUAACCGCGGGCGCUUGCUGCAUUUCUCCAUUAGCAACCUGAAUAUCUAUAUUUAAAUGCUUUUUUUUUUUUGUAUUGCCAGAGUGUAUAACACUCAAAUGUAAUUAUAAAGCAAUAUCUGUUA
Drosophila novamexicana is the source of this 888-nucleotide messenger RNA. RefSeq names its product coiled-coil domain-containing protein 25. The coding region runs from base 111 to 740 and encodes 209 amino acids. The record is from RefSeq and is a predicted model, not a curated record. The transcript has a single exon. Lineage: Eukaryota; Metazoa; Arthropoda; Insecta; Diptera; Drosophilidae.